This is a messenger RNA of Varanus komodoensis (Komodo dragon), 814 nucleotides long. RefSeq names its product claudin 2 (gene CLDN2). Gene Ontology annotation, molecular function: structural molecule activity. The transcript has a single exon. The record is from RefSeq and is a predicted model, not a curated record. Gene Ontology annotation, biological process: bicellular tight junction assembly; calcium-independent cell-cell adhesion. Gene Ontology annotation, cellular component: bicellular tight junction; plasma membrane. Lineage: Eukaryota; Metazoa; Chordata; Lepidosauria; Squamata; Varanidae. Bases 98 to 802 code for a protein of 234 amino acids.
GGAGAGCGAGACGCUCCUUGUGAGAGAGACAGGUGUCCCGGCUAGGAGGGGGGCCACUGGCCAGGGCGCAGGUGGGAGAGAGCCCCCAGGGAGGAACAUGGCCUCGCUCGGCCUGCAGCUCGUCGGCUACCUGCUGGGCUUGCUGGGCUUGCUGGGGACGCUGGUGGCUACGCUGCUGCCCAGGUGGAGGACCAGCUCCUACGUCGGCUCCAGCAUCAUCACGGCAGUCGGCUUCUCCAAGGGCCUCUGGAUGGAGUGUGCCUCCUACAGCACCGGCAUCACCCAGUGCGACAUUUACAGCUCCCUGCUCAACCUGCCAGCUGACCUGCAAGCCGCCCAAGGGCUGAUGUCCGCCUCUGUCGCCGUCUCCCUGCUGGCCGCCGCCGUCUCCGUGGUGGGUAUGCGGUGCACCGUCUUCUCGCAGGGCUCCGCCGCCAAGGACAGGCUGGCCGUGCUGGGAGGGGCGGCCUUUGUCCUGGGCGGGCUGCUGUGCUUUGUCCCCGUGGCCUGGAACAUCCACGUGGUGCUCCGGGACUUCUACAACCCCGUUGUCCUGGACAGCAUGAAGUUUGAACUUGGGGAGGCCUUGUACCUGGGCCUUCUCUCCGCCCUGCUCUCCCUCACCGGGGGCUGCAUCCUCUGCACCUCCUGCCCACCCCGGGACCCCCAGGCGGCCUACUACAGCCCUUAUCAGGCCCGAGCUGUGGGGAGAAAGGGGGCCCCAUCAGCAGCGGCGGCACCUGCCGCCUCUCUGAAGGCCAAGAGUGAGUUCAGCGCCUACAACCUGACCGGCUACGUGUGAGCCCUGCUGGGC